AUGCCACAUUCCCUACCCUCGUCACCAAAGUCGAUGCCGCGAGAGGGAGGUAAUGGCAUCACAAAAUUUACCAACUGCCGCAUCCUGAAGGGUGACCAGCUUGUCGAGGAAGAUCUCUGGGUGGAUUUCAUCACUGGCAAGGUCAUCCGAAGCCAGGCUGCUUUCUAUGAUGACUUGAACUUGCCUGACCAGACUAUCAAUCUUGGAGGUCGCAUACUGUCACCUGGCUUCAUCGAGUGCCAACUGAACGGGGCAUUCGGGUUCAACUUUUCAACGCUGCUAGAACCUACUGUCUAUGCCAAGAAGGUAAAAGAGUUGAACAAACGCCUAGUCCAGACUGGCGUCACAAGCUAUAUUCCGACCAUCACCAGCCAGACGGGUGACCUAUACAAGACAGCUCUGCCUCACUUGGGACCUUCAGGUCCAACCCAAGUCGCAGAGGAUGGGGCAGAAUCGCUUGGUGCACAUGUUGAAGGACCCUUUCUGAACCCGACCAAGAACGGCAUACAUAACGCGGACGUGCUCCUGCAGGCCGAGGGCUUCAACGACCUGGAGGAUUGCUACGGCUCCUCCAACAUCAACCCGGGCAAAAACGGGAGCAGACCGGCCAUCAAGAUGAUAACGGCCGCGCCCGAGCUCGGCAACAUGACGGCGCUGAUUCCACAGUUGACGCGUCGAGGCAUCACCUACUCCAUAGGACACUCGGAGGCGACGUACGAAGAGGCCUCGGCGGCCGUCGCCGCCGGCGCAACGAUGAUCACACACCUCUUCAAUGCCAUGCGGCCACUGCACCACCGCAACCCCGGCAUCUUUGGCGUUCUCGGCACCGAGGAGAGCUUGCCGCGCCCCUAUUUUGGCAUUAUCGCCGACGGGGAGCACCUGCACCCCACGACGAUCAAGAUCGCUUUCAACGCACACCCGGAUGGCUUCAUCCUCGUCACUGACGCCAUGCACAUGGUCGGGCUCCCGGACGGCGCAUACCAAUGGACAAAUGGCGACUGCACAAACCGUAUCGUCAAGAAGGGUCCAAAGUUGCUUCUUGAGGGCUCGGAUCGGAUCGCUGGCAGUUCGAUAACGCUCGUUGAAUGCGUGAACAACUUCCUCAACUGGACGGGAGCAAGCAUACCGCAGGCGCUGAAGUCCGUGACUUCCACACCGGCGGCCAUGCUGGGCCUGCAGGGGCAGAAGGGUUGCCUGGAAGAUGGAGCCGACGCCGAUCUGAUCGUAUUUUCCGAGAGUCAGAGUGGCGGGCAUGUGGAGUUGGUGGUUGAUGAAGUCUGGAAGUUUGGGUCAAAAGUGUUCGACCGUACUGCUUCCGCGUAA
This is a messenger RNA of Neoarthrinium moseri, 1323 nucleotides long. RefSeq lists its product as uncharacterized. NCBI's taxonomy places the organism in Eukaryota, Fungi, Ascomycota, Sordariomycetes, Amphisphaeriales, Apiosporaceae. Gene Ontology annotation, biological process: N-acetylglucosamine catabolic process. Bases 1 to 1323 code for a protein of 440 amino acids. Gene Ontology annotation, molecular function: N-acetylglucosamine-6-phosphate deacetylase activity. The transcript is spliced from 2 exons. The record is from RefSeq and is a predicted model, not a curated record.